Anolis carolinensis (green anole) is the source of this 9033-nucleotide messenger RNA. It is a transcript of the gene phactr4, whose product is annotated as phosphatase and actin regulator 4. The coding region runs from base 4994 to 7123 and encodes 709 amino acids. Gene Ontology annotation, biological process: actin cytoskeleton organization; neural crest cell migration. The transcript is spliced from 13 exons. The record is from RefSeq and is a predicted model, not a curated record. Gene Ontology annotation, molecular function: actin binding. NCBI's taxonomy places the organism in Eukaryota, Metazoa, Chordata, Lepidosauria, Squamata, Anolidae.
GGUUUGCUCGUUAUUCCAGAUAAAUAAAGGAUGCUUCUUCCUAAGCUUCCCUAGCAUGAAUCUCAAUAUAAUUGCAAGUUUGACCUUGCAUGAAUAUACCUUCUGAAAUUUUUUUUUUUUAUGAAUAUGCAUUUGGCAAAAGACAGGAGCAGCUCAAAAGAAACUCUUCCAGUUUCGCAGCCUUGCCAGUUCAAGUUACUGCAAGCCCAACAGUCUAUCUGCCCAGAAUUAUGUACAUGACUAAACGGUGCCAUUUCAGGGCUGAUCUUGCUCCCUCACCGGUGUUGUGAGUCACUUCCCCAUGCCAAUGCUGUAAGUGCACUCGCUGCAAGAGACAUGCAGUGGUGCUGCAAGUGCUUAGACCAGGGGUCCCCAAACUAAGGCCUGGGGGCCACAUGCGGCCCAUCGAAGCUAUAUAAGGCCCGGGCUGUGGCGCAGGCUGGAAAAGCAGCCAACUGCAACCAGCUGCAAUGAAUCACUCUGACCAGGAGGUCAUGAGUUCGAGGCCCGCUCGGAGCCUAUGUUUGUCUCGUCUUUGUUCUAUGUUAAAGGCAUUGAAUGUUUGCCUUAUAUGUGUAAUGUGAUCCGCCCUGAGUCCCCUUCGGGGUGAGAAAGAAGGGCGGAAUAUAAAUGCUGCAAAUAAAUAAAUAAAUAAAUAAAUAUUUAUCCUGCCCCCACAGUGGCGGCUCCCUCCUUCUCCACAUGCCUUUCCCACCUCCUCCCUCGCCUGGUGCGCGCCUUCCAAAGCUUUGCUUGUUUAUAAUGGUAGUUUAAUUAUUAUUUAAUUGAUUAUUAAUUAUUAAGGGGUGCUUUGCUAGUGCUUUGGGUGCACAAAGGCAGAAAGGGGUUGGACUAAAUGGCCCAAGGAGUCUCUUCCAACCCUCUUUAUUAUUAUUAUUAUUAUUGACAGAAGGACACAGUAUAACACAGCAAACGAGAUAUAUAUGCUGGAUUUCAUAUUACAAAAUCACAAGUCGAACACUUCCCAAGCAUUUAGGACUUUGUGAUUUAUUAUUAUUAUUAUUAUUAUUAACAACAUUGAGGCUGGGUGGCCAUCUGUCAGGGGUGCUUUGCUUGUUCUUUUGAUGCACAAAGGCAGAAUGGGUUGGACUAAAUGGCUCAAGGGGUCUCUUCCAACCCCCUUUAUUAUUUUUAUUAUGAUUAUUAUUAACAUUGAGGCUGUAUUUGUUCCCAUUUUGUUUUUUUACUUCAAAAUAAGAUAUGUGCAGUGUGCAUGGGAAUUUGUUCAUGGUUUUAAAAAAAAAAAACUAUAAUCCGGCCCUCCAACGGUCUGAGGGAGCAUGAACUUGGCCCCUUGUUUAAAAAGUUUGGGGACCCCUGGCUUAGACACUGGGUGUUAUCCACGGGAAAGUCAACUUCCCAAACCAUAAUAGGGAUUAUUUUAUGACCAUUUCCUUCUAUGAUUAGAGUGGUGAAAGGUGAGAGCUCAGUCUGUCUGGGAGAACUUAAAAGAAGCAAGAAGCCCCUCUUUCCUUUCUGCCGUGAUGCUGAUUCCGGCCUUUUUGAAUGUCUGGAGAGGAAAAUGGCAGUGGCAUCUGCCGGGAGUGGUUGAAGUGUCACUUCCCUCUCUGCAGAAUAACCCUCAAUUUAUCCCGGGAUCAUAUCAAAAUCCAAAAUUUCAACCCUAAAACUAGCCCUCAAUGUGUAUAUGUCAACUUAUACAUAAGUAUAUACUGUACUUUAUUGGACAAGAGAAUUGGGAUGACACUCCCAAGAUCACAAAAAAAUUAGGCCCACUAAGCCUUCAACAACACAUAGGCCCAUUAAGUUUUGCGGAAGGGCUGUUAAUGUGUGCAUCCAUAUUUGUAAAAAUAUCCAAAAUAUGCAAACUAAGGGAGAAGUCCCCAACUGGGUUAAAAAGUGGACACUUCUGAGGGAGGGGAAGGAAAGUGAACUUGGUGAAACAGAGCAAAACUAUUUAAGAAUUUGUUAAGAAUGCUUAUUGCUUCUACCUCUCCCUGCCUUGAGCUCCCUCUAGGAAUGUUUAUAAAUCUAGCACCAAGGCAUUCAUCCCUCCUUUUAAAAAAAUUCUUUCCAUUUUGGAUCUUUCUUUAUCUAAUCUGUGGAUUCCCCAAAGCCCAUAAUCUUGAAAAGGUCUUGCGCCAACAUUGUUCUUAUUGACAUUUAAACUCGGUUUGGAUUUGAUCCUCAGCUCCCAUCCUACCCCCAUUCUUAGCAUUAACCCUGCUGUGAUUGAUUCAUGAAGCCACUGAAGAUUACAUGUGGGAAUAGUGGCGAAAGGAGCCCAUGUGUCAGAGUCUAUAUGAGAGAAAGUAACAGAUACAUCCGUGCCAUUUUCAUGUAGUAUUCAUUCACACGAUAGAAGCUGGAACUGACUGUUGUGCCAGUCAGCACAUGUACAUUGGGGCACACAGCACUGCUCUGUAGCACUGAUCAAUGCAGAAUAAAUCAGUUGAAUUGACACAGGUAUACUGGAGUGUACAUGUGCCAAUUUGGCUGUAUGAGGUCCAGAUUUAGUCUGCGUUUUUGGCCCGCCCUUGGUUUUAUUGUUCUACUGUUCUUUUGAUUUUGUUUAUUGUAGUGUAUAUUUUCUUUUAUUGUAUUGUUUAAUGCGUUAUGAUUUGUUGUUUUAUUGAUAUUUUGUUAUAUUGUAUUGUUCUGGGCAUGGCCCCAUGUAAGCCGCCCCGAGUCCCCGUUGGGGAGAUGGUGGCGGGGUAUAAAUAAAGAUUAUUAUUAUUAUUAUUAUUAUUAUUAUUAUUAUUAUUAUUAUUAUUAUUAGACCAAGUGUAGUGUAGGAUUGGUGUUACAGAACAGCCCUGUGCAGAAUACACCAAAUCUUAUUUUUGGCUCAAAGGAAGUUUCACUUACAAUUGAGUAAUUUUGCUUGGAUGAAUUGAAAGUGCAGCUCAUUCUUUCCCCCAGGCACCGGAUAAAUGCCAUAUUUCCUUGAGUUGAAUGCUCACCUUUUUGGGCUGAAUUACAUCACCAAAAUUGAGGUGCGCAUUAGAUUUGAUGGUCUUAUUCCCAAGGCCUUCAAACCGAGGAGGAGGAUUUGAAGGCGUCGGGAAUGAGACCAGUUGGGUGUCAACUGGGUGAGACUAGUGAAGCGACAUGGCUUCUCCUUCCUGUUGCAUUACAUUCAAUGGCACGUAAUACUUGAGUAAAUACGGUAGCAGCAUCUUUCUUAUCUCAUUGAUUUUUAUAACACCUUUUAAUGAAAAUGGUUAUUGUUUCCACCUUACUAUUGCAGCAUAGCAGGCCACCCUAUAAAUCUUUUGCUCAGGAUUGAAUUUAUAUCUUCUUACUUGGUAAUCUUUAUAAAGUUGCUUAGUCUUAUUCAGGUUUGCCAAGGGCAUUUGAAAACUGACCUUCUUUAUAUAGAAAGUGGUUGAUUUGCUAUUGAUUUUUAUUGACAAUAUUCAACCUUGGUCCUCUUUCUGAAAUAAAUGUGUUUAUUCUGAAUUGGAACUUCAUCACCUUUAAGGAGCAAACCUAUUUUUAGGUGCUGGUGGAAAUUCUGUCCUCUACCUUUGCAGUGUUGGGAGAUGGCUCAAUAUUUCAUUGAUUUCCUCUGUCAUUGCUAGUGCAUCUUGAUCACCUGGCAGGGCAGCUUUCUCCUUGGACCAUUCACAUAUAUAGUAGAAUCUCACUUAUCCAACAUUCACUUAUCCAACAUUCUGGAUUAUCCAAAGCAUUUUUGUAGUCCAUGUUUUCAAUACAUCGUGAUAUUUUGGUGAUAAAUUCAUAAAUACAGUAAUUACUACAUAGCAUUACUGGGUAUCGAACUACUUUUUCUGUCAAAUGUAUUGUGUAACAUGAUGUUUUGGUGCUUAAUUUGUAAAAUCAUAACCUAAUUUGUUGUUUAAUAGGCUUCUCCUUAAUCUCUCAUUAUCCAACAUAUUCGCUUAUCCAACGUUCUGCCGGCCCAUUUAUGUUGGAUAAGUGAGACUCUACUGUACUUUUUAUGUUUGUUUGGGGCUUCUUUUUGUGUGUGGGGUAACCCACUUCUUCAGCUCCUUCUGGUCACUUGAUUAAUUUUUUCUUUGUGGGGAUUAUUGUGCCCUAAAUGGAAGGUUAGAAAACUUUUACUAGACAAAUAUGUGGAAGCGUGUGAUAAAUGUGUCUGUAAAGCAGCAGAUGGCACAUAUUCCUGGGUCAAAGUUUUUUAAUACUCGUAUUUACUUGAGUCUAAUGCACCAUCAAAUCUAAUGCGCACUUCAAUUUUCGAAACUCAAAAAAGUAUUUACUAUAUUAUGCAAAUCUAAUGCACACCCUAAUUUUGGGAAGGUAAUUUAGUCAAAAAAAGGGGAGCAUUAGAAUACAGUAUUUUUCACAUUAUGGGUGAUUGAAGCUGUGGAUACAGAGGACCAAGUCGUAUACCGUCCUGGCUUUUUCCCUACAGGAUAGAGUAGCAUUGAAAAGGGGAAUUACUCCAUUUCGGGGGCUUCAGCCCUUUCCCCAAGGCCUGGUUUCCCCCCCAAAAAGCCAAAGGGAUGGCAGUCAGAAGGAGCUUUUUCAUAAGCUCAUCCUGCGUUGGAAGCUUUCCAGUCUGGGCUGCUCCUGGCUCUCUGUCUCUCCCUCCCUGGUUUCCUACCCUUCCAGCUUUCCUGCUUUUAAGAAGCGAGAGGGUGUUGAUGCGCCUGCUUCUGUGGCUCCGGGACUCCUCCUCCUCCUCCUCCUCCUCCUCCUCGAGGUCCAGCCCUGAACGGAGUCCUCGCUCUGGAAUGACAGGCAUUCCUCCUCGGAGAGAGCGGGCACGGGAGCUUUCUUCUCAGGAUCGCACCAAGCGCCCGGGCCAGGGGUACUGGAAACAGAAGCCGCGUCCGGAGGGGAAGGGGCUUUGACCGGCACCCCUGUCCAGUGUCCAGGCUCGCUCUGUUUUUGUCGGAGAGCAGAGAACCUUUUCCACACCGAGGAAUUCAUUUGCCGCCUCUCAGGCUUAUGUCUGUUUCCGGAAUAGGCGCUCCUUGUUUCUGUUUUCCUUCCCUGAGCCUCCCUUGAGAGUGGCAUAAUGGGGCAGACGCGCUACUCCAGACCGGUAGAUCCGGCUCCCGCAGCCGAGGAGGUGGAUCACCCAUCGCAGGAUACUGGGAUGGUGACUGAGGUUCUGGAAUCUGGCGACGCAACCCCUCCGUCAAAGAGAAGGAGCAAGUUUGCAGGUUUUGGCAAAAUCUUUAAACCUUGGAAAUGGAGGAAGAAGAAAGCCAGUGGCAAGUUCAAGGAGACGUCGGAAGUUUUAGAGCGAAAGAUUUCAAUGCGAAAGCCCAGAGAGGAGCUCAUUCAGAGAGGCGUUCUGUUGGAAGAUCUUGAACAGGAUGGAGAAGACCCAGACAAAUUUAACCACGCCAGCUUGAAAAAUGGACAUACCAUCCCCAUUGAUUCUGGAAUGGUCAACCUUGCCCACCUGGAAGAAGAGACUGGAAAAAGAGCGAGUCUUAAAAAGCCCAUUCCUUCCGAAGAACCGAAGAAAUUGCCAGGAACAUUCAGCAGUGAUGCCAGUUCAGAAGAGAGACAAAACCACGAUCCCCAUCCCGGGAAACAGCCUCUGCUUCCUCCCAAGCGGCCGGUGUCGUCGUCUUCUCAGGAGGCCACGGAUGUGCAGGCCAGAGACCUUGGCCCUCCCAGCAGCACUGCAAGGACUAUGCCUUCCUCGACAGCUCCCACCACGACAACAAAAGCAGCGCAUUUUCCCGUUGCGCCUUCCCCGGCCCCCAGGACUGUGCUCCCUGUUCUGGCAAAUGCGCACUCGACGACGGCUGCCGUGAACUCUGCUGUGCCUGCAAAACAGCCUCCCAUCCCGCCUCCCAAGCCAGUGAAUAGGAAUAGCAACCCCUUGAUAGCUGAAUUAUCUCAAGCUAUUUCGAGCGGCACGGCCCUGUCAAAGCCCUCUCCGCCUUUACCCCCCAAGAGGGGUGUCCCCCUGAACCCAUCGGAAUCAGCAGCCACUCCCAAGUCGCCGAACGAAAGGGUCGUGCCGCCCUACCCUUCCUCGCUGCCGCCGUACAUGUUCCCGCCUCACUCCCCCUCCCCCCUGUCGCCCCCUUUGCCCCCCCACAUCGCCUCCGAGGCCCCGUACGUGCCCCCACCACCGACCUCCCCCCACGAGGCAGAGCCCCCCGUGGCCACAGAACCGUGGGCCUCGGCCCCGCAGGAUGGCCUUCCAGUGGCCGACCUGGCCAGGCGGUUGCCCGAGCAAGGAUCCCGGGAGCCCCACGGGGUCCCCCGUCUGCCCCAGCUCCCGCUGCACAUCCGCAUCCAGCAGGCGCUGACCAGCCCCCUGCCGGCCACCCCGCCGGCCGAGGGCUCCUACCGGGCCCACUCCCUGCUCUUUGAGAACGACGGCUACGGCGAAGACAACGGGAGCCUGGCCAGGACGAGAUCGCUGCCCGUGACCAUUGAAAUGCUGAAAGUUCCAGAUGAUGAGGAAGAGGACCAAGAAGAAGCCGUUCAUCAUUCCAAUUCUUCCAAUUCCGGCGUUUACAUUGGAGACUCCCCGACCGUUACCGUCAUUCCCAGGCUCAUUCUUCAGACGGUUCAGGAUGAAGAGGAGGGUCCGAGCGAUUCGGACUCCGAGGGACCAAUUCUGUAUAAGGAGGAAGAGGAGGACGAGGAGGAGGACGACGAAAGCCAUAACACGGCUCUGGCCAAUAAAGUGAAAAGGAAAGAUACCCUGGCCAUGAAACUGGGCAGCCUGGCCCCGCAGCGGGAAUCCCUGGGAGAGAACACGUUUCCUCGAAAGAGCAAGGAAGAAUGGAACGAAAUCCGGCAGCAAAUUGGAACAACACUCACCAGGCGGCUCAGUCAGAGGCCGACACCAGAAGAACUGGAGCAAAGGAAUAUACUCCAGCAAAAAAAUGAGGCUGACCGCCAGGCUGAAAAGCGGGAGAUCAAGCGGAGGCUUACCAGAAAGCUGAGUCAAAGGCCGACCGUGGCCGAACUCCAAGCCAGGAAGAUUCUGAGGUUUCACGAAUACGUGGAGGUGACCGACGCCCAGGACUACGACAGGCGAGCAGAUAAGCCGUGGACAAAGCUGACCCCUGCGGACAAGGCGGCCAUUCGGAAGGAACUGAACGAGUUCAAAAGCUCCGAAAUGGAAGUCCACGAGGACAGCAAACAGUUCACACGGUAUCACCGGCCGUGAACGUUCCAGAAAACGCCCGAAGAGGAGAAGCCUUGGAACGCCCGCUGUUUGCUUCUCCCAAGUCGCAAAAGGCCUUGAGGCCACGAUUUGCCUUGAUUCCAUAUCCAGGGAACGGAGACAGGCCCAAAAGGAGCCUUGCGUUGGGAGGAGUUUGCCUCAAGUGCCAUCCGAUCGAUCUCACAAGAAAUGCAAACACGAAACGCGGUGCCUUGGACAGCGAUACAGCAAUAUCCCUUUUUUAUUGGUAGCCAGCCAGGCGUCCUGGACAGUUCCAACAUACGUGCGGACGGUGCCCUUUUAAUUCUGUUUUACUGUAAAUAAUGCGGACAGAUUCACGUGAUAUCCCUUUUCACCCACCUCAAGGAAGUGAAAGAACACUGGAGCCGGUGGGAAGGAGGUGUGUCUGCGUAUGUGUGCGUUUGCUCUGUACAAAACUCAACGUAAGUAUGUUACCUUAGCAGGAAAACGGACACUUUAAUAGAGAUCUUUGGGGAAUUUAUGUUUGUCUUUAUAUGUACAUAAUAUACAAAAUCACUACUGACCGGUUUUGUGUCAUCCUGUGGAGGACUUGCAUAUCUAAAUAUUUUUAAUUUUUAUUUUUACCAUGGAUGACAAAAGCCUUUGGCCCAAAUGUUGUUGAGAGAGAGAGUCCUUGUGUUGUCGAAGGCUUUCAUGGCCGGGAUCACAGGGUUGUUGUAUGUCUUUCGGGCUGUGUGGCCAUGUUCCAGAAGCAUUCUCUCCUGAUGUUUCGCCCACAUCUAUGGCAGGCAUCCUCAGAGGUUGAGAUAUGGUAUCCAAACCUCACAACCUCUGAGGAUGCCUGUCAUAGAUGUGGGCGGAACGUCAGGAGAGAAUGCUUCUGGAACAUGGCCACACAGCCCGAAAGACAUACAACAACCCAGAGUCCUUGUUGUUGUUUAUUUUACUUUACAUUCAUGCCUGUGUAACGGGAACUGCAAAUGCGUUGUCGAAGGCUUUGAUGGCCAGAAUCACUGGGUUGCUGUGACUUUUCCGGGCAGUCUGGCCAUGUUCCAGAAGCAGCAUUCUCUCCUGAUGUUCCUCCCGCAUCUACGGCAGGCUUCCUCACAACCUCAGAGGAUGGCUGUCGUAGAUGUGGGCAAAAUGUCAGGAGAGAAUGCUUCUGGAACAUGGUCAGAGGAACAGCAAAGCCUGCAACACAUUCCCUCAGGAAGCAAUGGCAAGGAAUAUACUCUUGCCAUUUCGUUAUUUUUUUUUGUCUUCAUGUGUGUAUAGCUGGCCUGGGCCAACUUGGGCCCUCCAGGUGUUUUGGACUUCAACUCCCACCAUUCCUAACAGCCUCAGGCCCCUUCCUUUUGCCCCUCCGCCGCUUAAGCGGCGGAGGGGCAAAAGGAAAGGGCCUGAGGCUGUUAGGAAUGGUGGGAGUUGAAGUCCAAAACACCUGGAGGGCCCAAGUUGGCCCAGGCCUGGUGCAUAGCCAUAACUUUCCCCUACUUUGGACCAACUGAAUUUAAAUGGAAGUUGGUCCUGACUAGUGCUUUAGUGGAAAUUAAUGGGAAACAAUUCAAGAUGCAAACAAACUUCUACUUGCUGGAGUUCUGCCUUCUACGUAACCGUUGCCUCCGGUCAUCUUCCCCAAACUCAAGGGCUGCCUCCACACCUUUGCACCCUCAUUCCAUCCCACUUCCGACUGACCUCUUCUUCCCUCGCCCCUUUUGUGUACCUGAGCUGUGAUAUGAGUGACAUGGAUCUCUCCCGUCAUGUGGAGGAGUGACAUUUGGCCUUGGUCCCAUCACAGCUGCUGUUGGGAGGCCAAGGGGUGGGCACUGCUGGAUUCUAGAUGGUGUACAAAAUCUCUGUAGAUUAAAUCAUUGCGUUGUAUAUCAGUCUUCCAAUCAAGAUUUUAUGGAAUAAAUAUUUCUAGAAAAAGG